CUCUAAUUAAAUAAAAUAUUUCUUCCUUCUCCAUCUCUCUUUCUUCAAGGUUUUCAGUUCUGCAACAACAGCAAGCUUCAAUCAAAAACUGCACGUUCUAAUUUGCUGCGAUCAAAUCGAAGGAGUCUAAUGAGACAGCAGCGAUUAUGUGCAGCCGCGACUUGCUAAAGUGGAUGGAGAAUUACAAUCAAGGAGAUCUAACCGACAUAAUCAGAGCCACCGGCGGCGCCAAUCCGCCAGCUGAAACCCCCGCCGCCGCGCCGGAGUGGCAGUUUCCCACCAAUCCGAUCGCCUUCUCGGCCGCCGAUUUCGGCGAUCCGUUCGCGCAACUCGGCGAUCCGCUGAUCCACGCGCCUCCUCCUCCUCCGCCUCUGCCAGGAUUCUUCGACAUGAUCAAACCUAGCGACGCCGCCGGGAUGAGAUUUGGGGGAAAUAGCAAUCUAGGUCAAAAAAUUAGCCUCGACAAGGAGAUGAAGAGACCUCCGAAUAUCUUCUCGAGGAUGCUCCAGAUCUCCCCCACCGCGAAGCUGCCGAUACCACUGUCGCCGUGCGAUUCUUUUCCGGCGGCGGCGGUGGCUCCGAUGUUAGUGGCGAAUGAUCAUCAUGCUUUAAUCUCCCCGAGCAACAGCUCGAGAGGGAAUUGCUUGAUUGAAAGCAGCCUGCAGAUCUCAUCUCCGCGAAAUGCGGGGAUCAGGAGAAGAAAAAGCCAGGCGAAGAAGGUGGUUUGUAUACCGGCUCCGGCGCCCGCAAACAGCCGGCCCAGCGGGGAAAUCGUGCCCUCCGAUCUUUGGGCGUGGCGAAAAUACGGGCAGAAACCUAUCAAGGGUUCGCCCUAUCCGAGGGGUUAUUACAGAUGUAGUAGUUCGAAGGGAUGUUCGGCGAGGAAGCAAGUGGAGCGGAGCCGAACCGACCCGAACAUGCUGGUGAUUACAUACACGUCGGAGCACAACCACCCAUGGCCCACUCAGAGAAACGCCCUGGCCGGCUCCACGCGAUCUCAGCCGUCCAAAACCGCCGCCGCCAAAACCUCGCCGAAGCCGAAAGACGAGCAGAAGGAAACCAGCACGGAGACCGCCGCCCCGUCGUCGACGAAUUCCGCCGCCGUGAAAGAGGAGGUGGAUCAAGAAUUCGACAACAACAACAACCAAACAAUGGAAGCGGCGGAGGAGGCGGAAUUCGACGAUGGGUUCUCGCAGCAGAGCUACAAGCCGGCGUUGCCGGAAUCCAAUCAAAACGAAGACAGCUUCUUCGCCGGCCUCGGCGAGAUCGAGGCCGAUUCAUUGGACUUGCUUUUCAUACAGGGAUUUGACGGCCGUGAUCACGGCGGCAAGGGUUUGGACCCUUUCGGCUUCUACGAUUGGGGCGGAACCACCACCGCAGCCGCCGCCGCUUCCAGCGGCGGCGCAGGCGGAGAGGAUGAGGGGGAUUCGUGACAUGAUGUUAAGCAACAGAAGCCCCCACUCAGUUCCAUGCAUGAUUUAUGAGUGUGAGUUUUUUACACGUGGGGAGGGGUUUUUUUUCCCAACUUAUCUUUAUUUUACAUUAGUUUUUUUAUUUAAUUUUUUCAGGGUUUAAUCUAGAUUCAGAAAUUAUAUGGUGAAAAAAGGGUUUUAUUUGUAUUAUGAUAAUUAAUUAAGAAGUGAGAGAGUGGUGGUUAA
Messenger RNA from Salvia splendens (bonfire salvia), 1658 nucleotides. RefSeq names its product probable WRKY transcription factor 14. Lineage: Eukaryota; Viridiplantae; Streptophyta; Magnoliopsida; Lamiales; Lamiaceae. Gene Ontology annotation, molecular function: transcription cis-regulatory region binding; DNA-binding transcription factor activity. The coding region runs from base 147 to 1433 and encodes 428 amino acids. The record is from RefSeq and is a predicted model, not a curated record. Gene Ontology annotation, biological process: regulation of DNA-templated transcription. The transcript is spliced from 4 exons. Gene Ontology annotation, cellular component: nucleus.